This is a messenger RNA of Mus caroli (Ryukyu mouse), 7874 nucleotides long. It is a transcript of the gene Fhip2a, whose product is annotated as FHF complex subunit HOOK interacting protein 2A. The record is from RefSeq and is a predicted model, not a curated record. Lineage: Eukaryota; Metazoa; Chordata; Mammalia; Rodentia; Muridae.
GGUAAGACUGGAACUAGGUAGGAGAGAGGUGGAAAAGAUAGCGGGGGCGGGUGUUAAGGAAGUUGAGGAAGCAGGUGUCAGGGCCCACACUUGUGUCUCUGACCUUCCUGACCGAGUGCCAGGCCAGCCUGGGCUCUACCAUAAAGCCUUGUCUUAAAAGCAAGAAGGAGUGACUGGGAGUGACAGGAAGUGGGACAGGGAGUGGGGUGUAAAGUGAAUAAAUGAAAGAAAGGAAGGAUGGAAAAGCAAAGGAAGACCCCCCCCCCAAUGUGGUUGUACACGCCUAUAAUCCCAACCCCCCACCGCCAGGCACCAGAAGCCAGAGGAUCAGGAAUUGAAGGCCCCAGCUAUGUAGUGAGUUUGAAGCCAGCUGGGACUAUAGGAGACCCUGCCUCAAACAAAAACAAACAACAGAACAGAUAAAAUAAGUUUGGGGUAGGAAAAGACACUUUAAAAGAUCUUUUAAGAUGAGCAUUUUGUAGACAUUUAAAGCAGAGAUAAUGGCUUGAACCUUUUGUCCAAAUUGUUGAGGAGGUUCGUUUGUAUAUUGAACAAUUUGGGCAGAGUCCAGGUUUCUAGCAAAAAGCAAGUCAGUUAAUAGGUAGACUUUGAUGGGAAUUUGAGCAAAGCCAAGAACUUCGAGAGUUUAACGCUGUUCUAGGCUGGGUAUGAUGGCGCGAGGCUAGAGUGUCUCAAGAUCAAGGCCUACCCAGAAUGUCAGUGAGACCCUGCUACAAUGUUAAAGUUAAAGUUAAAAUGUAAAAGUUAAAGUGUUGGGGGUGGGGCCUGAUGUUUGCUCAUCCCAAGCCCUAGGUUUGAUCUUCAGUUUUGCCAGUGAGCGUGUGUGGCCUGUGCAGUGCUGGCCUGCACGCCUACCUAUCACAUGUCAGCCCCUGGUGGCCGUCCAUUUCUUCAUGGAUGAGUGUUUGAUGCUGACUCUGCUCCAUCACUGAGUUAAAAAUCGGGGUCUGCAUGAUGAAAAGGCUGGCCCCACCCAGCCCUUGUCCAGUUACAACCUAAGGGAGAGACAGCUAAGCCAAGGUAGAAGCUGGCCUCAAGGCUAGGAAGCCUCGGAGUGGCAGGUGCUUCAAAAUGGAGAAGAGGAAACUUCCUAGAGAGACGAAGAUUCCAGAUAGGAGAACAGGAAGUCCAAGGCAGACAAACAGGAGAUCACAGAUAGGUGUCCUGGCGAUUUGAAGUGGCUGUAGGGAUGAGAGACUUGAGAAAUUAAUCUCCAAAUACUAAAAAAUUAAAUUAUAGUCUCCUGCUGUUGGUUCAUGGAUCUCUAUCAGAGGAUGAAUGUUUUUAUGCAAUUUUCAAGAUCUAAAACAAAGGCAAGUUUGCUGGAGUCUGAAAGAGAAAGAGAAUUCUCCUUUGAAUGGGAUUGUUAUUCAUCUGAGUCGUUAGCAAUUCAGAACAGUUUAUCUGUCUCCCUCCUGCACUGAAGGAAUGUCGCCAUCGUGCUUGGGAUUUGAUGGUAUUAUAUGGCAAACACACACAGACACACACACACACACACACACUGCAUCCCCCAGAGACUUCUAGCCUGGUGAUGUGUCUGCUGUGUAGUGUUGCUGGGGGGAAAGCUGGGGGAAGGAUACUCUGUAACAACCUAAAAGGAGAAAUCGUUGCUACAUUAAAAACCACAUCCCUUUCUUUGAAAGAAUCAACUCCUCCUGUGUUUGUCCCAAUUGUUAGUCAAUUUAACUCUGUAAAGCUAAGUCUUCCCAAAGCUUAGCCACCUGUUAAGUCUUUCACAACUACACCUAAUAUUCAUUUCUAUUUUCUUCACGUUCUGUGCACAUAGGCAAGUGUGGGAAGAAUUGGCUUUAAGAAGCCAAUGGCAGAUCAAAACUCUUCAGUUCCAUUUUCAUAAAACAUACUGCACCUGUGGAUUGAGACACUUACCAUGCCUGUGACGGUACCCAUAAGUUGCCCAAGAGUUGAGAAAUUGUGUUGACAGAGUUGUCAACCUCAAGGUCACUAGCUGGGAAGCCAAAGGUCAACAUGAAACAGGUGGAAGUUAAGAGAGGCCUGACUGCAGGAGUUCAGCUGGCAGGCAUCUUCAGUCUGUAGCCAUAGGUAGCCGUGAGUGUGGCCCAACACAAAACCAGAGACUUAAGACAUGGGGUAUGGGGGGUGUGUGUAUGUGUGUGUGUGUGGACUCAAUUUGCUACAUUCUCAAGAGUGAGCUUUGUAGAUGGCAACAUCUGAUCACAAUGUCCAAGGGUUGGACAUUCUUGGCACUGAUAGGAGAAGCAUGAAAUGGCAGUUUACCCAGUCAGACUGUAACGUAAUUGUGCCCAGGACAGAAACCUCUAGCUCUACCCUUCCGUGGGUCAGCACAGGACUUUCUAACAGAGGUUGAUGACAGCUCGAGGCUGCCUGGCUUCCAUUCUCACUCUUUCAAGGAAAAGAGUUGGAGAAGGAGAGGCCAGGCCUACCUUUCUUCCGUUUAACACCAAUUCCCCAACGCUGGCCGGCUUGCAGCAAGAUGGCUGAAGGAUGUAAUUAUGGACUUAAAACUUAUGAAGUGCAUUUCAAAGCCUGCAGUGUGACACAUUUUGUAGAAUUUAAAUGUGUAGUGUCUUGUUCAUGUAGUUAUUUUGCUAAAAAUAUCACUGCAUGAUCUAGGCUUAGAAAGGAAAAGAUUUACAUCAGAAUGCCGUGGAAAGGAGGGAGCAGUUUUAAUCAGAUUAUGAUGCCGGCAGUGCAGUGUAUUUGUGGUGCUGAUACGUAAGUGAUUGCCAGCGACUCUUCACCCUCUCGCCUUCCAAAGUCCCAGCUCGCGCCGUCUCUUCCGUUACAAGAAGAUUUUGUUUAUCACUGGAAGGCGAUUACCCACUACUACAUAGAAACUUCAGAUGAUAAAGCCCCAGUGACUGACACAAACAUCCCAUCCCACCUGGAACAGAUGUUAGACAUACUGGUCCAAGAAGAAAAUGAGCGGGAAUCUGGAGAGACAGGGCCAUGCAUGGAAUACCUGCUCCAUCACAAGAUCUUGGAAACAUUAUACACCUUAGGGAAAGCCGACUGCCCUCCAGGAAUGAAGCAGCAGGUUUUGGUGUUCUAUACCAAGCUUCUGGGAAGAAUCCGGCAGCCCCUGCUUCCACACAUCAACGUACACAGGCCUGUGCAGAAAUUAAUUCGACUCUGUGGUGAGGUCCUUGCAACGCCAACGGAGAAUGAAGAGAUCCAGUUUCUCUGCAUCGUGUGUGCAAAGCUGAAACAGGAUCCCUACUUGGUCAACUUUUUCCUGGAGAACAAAUCGAAGUCCCUGGUGUCCAGAGGAGCUCUGAGUGUCAUCUCAGAGGAUGGCCCAAAAGGUCAGGACCGGGGGUCAGGAGACGUCAGCCAGUGCCAGCAGCCCCAGGAGCUGUCAGGUGCUACUGGGGUGGAGCCCACGGAGUCGGAGGAAGAGCCCCCUCACCAGAUGGAUGACCUGUCUGCAAGCCUGGAUGACCUCAAUGUCACCUCACUGCCGGAGGCCUCUGCCAUCCGGCCAAACCAGGACUACAACUUAGUGAACUCUCUGUUAAACCUGACAAGAAGUCCUGACGGCCGGAUAGCUGUGAAGGCCUGCGAGGGCUUGAUGCUCUUGGUGAGCCUGCCGGAGCCUGCGGCUGCCAAGUGCCUCGCUCAGAGCACCUGCCUGUGCGAGCUGCUGACGGGCAGACUCACCUCCCUGUACAAGGCCCUACCUCAGUCAGUGGACCCCUUAGACAUUGAAACCGUGGAGGCAGUUAACUGGGGGUUGGACUCAUACAGCCAUAAAGAAGACGCAUCGGCGUUCCCGGGGAAGCGGGCCUUAAUUUCAUUUCUUUCCUGGUUUGAUUACUGUGAUCAGCUCAUCAAGGAGGCACAAAAGACUGCUGCUGUUGCUCUCGCCAAAGCCAUCCACGAAAGGUUCUUCGUUGGUGUCAUGGAACCCCAGCUGAUGCAGACCUCUGAGAUGGGGAUUCUGACCUCGACGGCCUUGCUGCACCGCAUCGUCCGGCAAGUGACCUCAGACGUCCUGCUUCAGGAAAUGGUGGUCUUCAUCCUCGGAGAACAGAGGGAACCAGAAACUCUAUCAGAAAUUAGCAGACAUCCUCUAAGACAUAGGUUAAUCGAACAUUGCGAUCACAUAUCUGAUGAGAUCAGCAUCAUGACCCUGAGGAUGUUUGAGCAUCUCCUACAAAAGCCCAGUGAACACAUUCUCUACAACCUGGUCCUGAGAAACCUGGAAGAAAGGAACUAUACGGAGUACAAGCCUUCGUGCCCGGAAGACAAAGACGUGGUGGAGAACGGGCUGAUAGCAGGCGCCGUAGAUCUGGAGGAAGAUCCAUUAUUUACUGACAUUUCACCAGAUAACACUCUGCCAAACCAAGAGUGGAUCUGUUCACCCCGCACCAGCCCAGACCAUCCCAAAAAUGAUGGCAAGACGGAAGUGCAUAAAGUGGUCAACAGUUUUCUCUGUCUAGUGCCAGAUGAAGCGAAGUCCUCCUACCACGUGGAGGGCACCGGCUAUGACACCUACCUCCGAGACGCCCACAGGCAGUUCCGAGACUACUGUGCUGUCUGCUCACGAUGGGAGUGGCCUGGAGCCCCCAAACCACUGGAGAAGUGUGACUUAGAGGCAGCCUUCUUUGAAGGACAUUUUUUGAAAGUUUUAUUUGACAGAAUGGGAAGAAUUCUUGAUCAGCCGUACGAUGUGAAUCUGCAGGUGACCUCAGUGCUGUCCAGGCUCUCGCUGUUCCCUCACCCACACACGCACGAGUACCUCCUGGAUCCUUACGUCAACCUGGCCUCUGGCUGCAGGUCUCUCUUCUCUGUGAUUGUCAGGGUUGUUGGUGACCUGAUGGUUCGAAUUCAGCGCAUCCAAGACUUCACCCCCAAGCUUCUCCUGGUCAGAAAGCGGCUGCUUGGCUUGGAGCCCGAAGGCCCCCUCGUUGACCACAUCACGCUGCUGGAGGGUGUGAUUGUGUUAGAGGAGUUCUGCAAGGAGCUGGCGGCCAUUGCCUUUGUCAAGUACCACGCUUCUGCCACGCCGUGAAGGCCCCGGGUCACUGGACAUUCCCUCCGCUCAGCCACGAGAGGCUAAAACGCCUUGCAAAUGAAGUAUCGAGUCAACUACACAGAAUGUUAAGAAUCCACUGCGUGACUGCUCUCAGUGAGGCCUGGUGUUGCUUCCUCUCGCUCUGCCAUAAUGAUUCCCUGUAUGGUUGCACGUUGUUCCAACCCAGGAAACAAUCAGACCUGAGGAGAUUGGGUCUCCAGUGACGGAAAAUCUGCAAACCUUGUGAUAUCAGGAACUUGGCUGGCAUUUCUGUUCUUUUAAUAUCCUUUUAAGCAGCAAAGCAUUUUGACAUUCUCUGGGACUCAAAUGCUUAUAUUCUUUUGUAUUAAUAAGCAGCAAAAAAACAAAAAUCACUAAUUUUAUAACUUUUUAAGGUUAAGAUUCUUAUCAUACAAAAUAUUUAGGGAAACUAAAUGAGGAAAAACGUCGUCGCUGAGGAAACAUCAAAAGAGUCUGGAGGAGGAGCUGCGUGCACGGCAGCACCGACUCCUUCAGCUUUUGUAAGAAUAACACUUUAAUAUGAUAAAGAAAUUCUUAAUAUAUUAUAUAUAUUUUUAAAGAAAUGUUCUUUUACUCUUUUGUGCACACAGUCAUAUUUGUGGUUGAUUUUCACGCGUGGCUCCCAGUUUAUUUACAGCUGUCAUUUUUGCAACAGCAUUAGAUUUAUGCUCAUCAUUGCUAGUGUUUGCUAAAACAGUAUUUUUUUAAGCUAAUUAACAGAUGCUGGGUUGAGACCCCCCCCAUUUCCUCUCUGAAAUUGCUUUAUGAAAUUGCUCUAUGGUUGACUUCCGUACUGACGUGUGUGGCAGUGUUAGCAGGACCUGGCUCUGGGGCGACAGUCGGCGUGCAGUGGGCCUCUCAGUGUUCACUGUUCUCUUUAUUAGGUUCAGUCUUUUGUCUUAAGUGAUUCUAAAGAGAUUUUGUUUUAAGUCUCUUCCUGUUCAGUUUACACCUUAAAGGAUUUAAGGAAGCAGAGCGUGCGUGCAUGCAUGCGUGCGUGCGUGCAUGCAUGUAUGUGAGUGGUGCCGAUGCAGGGAUGUCUUGUCCCCACUCUUCCUCUUCACCGGCCAUUACGAUGGGGGAGACAAUCAGGAGGCAGUUACCAGCCAGGGCUGUACAGCCACAGCCAUGGCCGCAGCAAGGCUCGGAGCUUGUUUGACACUGUGCUCAGUCUGUUUUUCUAGUGUUUCAGAUUCAUUGUAUAGCCCAGUUUUGCUACUAAGGAACAAACUACCAGAAGAUGAAGAGUGGCCUCAUUUCCAGAAUGUUCAUCAUUGUUUUAAAAAAAAAAAAAAAAAUGAAACUACUUUAUGUUUCUAACACAAUGGGAAUCUUUCUCGGUUCCUUCAAGAAAUCCGUUAAGACAGAAAGAGAACCAGAGUGGGAGGCAGCAGUCCUCUGCCUGGCCUUCCUUCCGUGGCUCUGAGCAGCGAGCAGUGGCUCCCUCGGUUGUAUUUAUUGACAAGUUUCUACAAGAAUCCCCCACAGCUCCUCCUCCUCCAGACGUUGCUACUGUCUACGUUGAUGGUGGUGAUUUUGAGAUAAGGCAUUGAGAGGUACAGGUGUUUCUUAAUGUUCUCAGAGUGCUCUGUGGGUUACCAGUGAGGUGAGCUCUAGACCAAACGCUCACCCUUCGCUUCACGGCUGCACCUAUGGCACCCACGCCAUGAGCUCGGCAAAGCUUCUCCCCUGCGUGAUUGCUGCCCCCGAGGAUACACUUUUCCUAAGUUGUCCUCAUGACCUGCCCUGCAGCCAGCUCGGGUUAGUCUGUUUCUCAUCUAAGUUUAAUUCCUUUUUCAUAUUUAAUCCAGACCCAGAGUCAGCACAAGUCACGGCACUGGGUUUGAGUUGAUUUAAAGAAGCCACAAGCCACACCUAAGAUUUUUCUCACAGUCUCCGAGACUGCAGGAUCUCCUCCAUAGACUGUGUUGAGUGGAAAGUUCCACCUUAGCAAGUGGCUGUCAGACUGAGUUCCAGCCUGCUUUGUGCUUGUAGAAACAGGAAAUAAGCAUGCACAUUGUUUUCCCCACUUUCUAACAAUGUAGUCUGGUUUCUUUUCAGUAAUGAGCCAUUUUUCACUUGACCGCCAGUCUCCACUGUCGUGCUCACAUAAGUAUGUAAUGUUCUCAUAACUUACCUGUGCAAUAUGAAGCUGUAGAUUCACAGCUUUUGGCCUAACUGUAUAUUAUUGUUGUGUACAUGUGUGUAUAUAGACGCGUGUGUAUAUGUAUAUAUAUAUAUAUAUAUCUGUAUAUCUAUAAAAGGACCAAAGUCCUCAUAGCUUGCUUACACUGUUGCUAGUGUAAAGAUUGUUACAUUCAAUUUUACAGGGCACAAAUUAUAGAAUGACUUCAUACUUUUCAUGGUAAUGUCUCCAUAAGUUAUUACAUUACUAUCUAGUUACCAUUUAAUUAUGAAGUUUACCGUGUAACAGAAGAAGUUACGGUGAAAUGCCAAGCCCACAAACUAUGGUAAUUUUACAUUUUUGGUUGAUCAAUAAAGUAAGAUAUGCAUGUCAUCGUAACACUUAGAUACUCCUGGGCCCUGUAAAAUACUGUCACUGAUACUCUGUCGGCCUCCUGCCUUGUUUACAUUAAACAGAAUAUUUGGCAUAUUUUUCCACGCGCCGUGUGGGUCACCAGCAGUGCUGUGAAGGUCUGGAUUCCCAGGCCACCGAUGAGGAAGCUCUUCAGGUGACUGUGUGCCCACCGUCCCCCUCCGGGCAGGUGGACGUCAGCUUCAGCUCUUGCGCUAACAGUGCAUGCAGGACAAAGAGGGAAAUCAAGAAAAAUAAAUCAAUGUAACUUAAACAGAA